This is a messenger RNA of Helianthus annuus (common sunflower), 1058 nucleotides long. RefSeq lists its product as uncharacterized. Gene Ontology annotation, molecular function: DNA-binding transcription factor activity. Bases 233 to 718 code for a protein of 161 amino acids. Lineage: Eukaryota; Viridiplantae; Streptophyta; Magnoliopsida; Asterales; Asteraceae. The transcript is spliced from 2 exons. The record is from RefSeq and is a predicted model, not a curated record.
UCGUUUUCAUGAUGAUGUAUUGUAAUUACUGUGGAUUGUUUGAAAACGAUUGUGUGUGCGGUCACAACACCGUCCGUUCCGAAUGGUCCUGGGUUUCCGAUGACGAUGAUACCAACAUCAUACAGGGUUUCCCAGUGUGAGUAUUCAGAAAACGAGCGAUAACAUUACCGAUGCUGGAGAAAAAAGUAACAGUUCAAAACAAGGCAGAAAGCGUAAAAUAAACUCUCUUACAAUGGAAGCAGUUAAAAAAUAUGUUGAAAGGCCAAUAGAUCAAGCAGCCAAGAGCCUUCGUGUCGGUCGGUCUACAUUGAAGCGUUAUUGUCGAGACCAUGGUAUGCCAAGUUGGCCAUUGCCAAAGCACAGCAAAAAGACUGUUCAUACUACCGACUUAAAACCGUCACCAAAAGCAUGGACAAAGCAAAACUUGCAAUGGCCUUCGAAUACACGUUUUGGUUUAGCUUUUAUUGUGUUCCUGAUGGUAAGGGUUAAGAGGUGGAGAAAUAAGAAAUCAUUGAGAAAUUCAUUGCGUAACGGUGAUCACCCUACUGUGAGUGAGAGCACAGCAAAACCAAAAUAUACAAUAAACAAUAUAAUCCCGUAUUCGCAUGUUCAUGCAUCCCCAAAACAGACGGUGGCCAAUAUCUCAGAUAUAAAGAUGGUGACAGUGAAGGCAACUUUUAAAGGAGAUAUGAUAAAGUUCCAAUUUCCUACUUCAUGAGGCCUUUUGGAGCUAGAACAUGAAGUAGCACGAAGGAUUAAGUUAAAAAGUAGAAGGCCUCGUUUAAGAUACAGGGAUGAAGACAAUGACCUGAUAGUCAUUGCUUGUGAUGCUGACGUGCACUAUCUUCUAGGAUUUGCAGCUAAUCACAGUACUAUCAAAUUAAUUAUUUUUGCCGAUGAUUAAUAAUAGAACUAUGCUACUUCGGCAAUGAGAGCGAUCAAACAAAUUGUCAAUUUGUCAUAUGGACGUAUCAUGUGUAUUUGAAUUAGAAUUAUCAUUUAUGUAUGCAGCAACAGAUUGUUAUUCGUUUUACUUAUAUUUUAGUUUCCAAUGUAGG